Molecule: messenger RNA, 1799 nt
Organism: Protomyces lactucae-debilis
Lineage: Eukaryota; Fungi; Ascomycota; Taphrinomycetes; Taphrinales; Protomycetaceae
Product: Afadin and alpha-actinin-binding-domain-containing protein
Exons: 1
Coding region: 54-1460 (468 amino acids)
Source: RefSeq, a predicted model, not a curated record
CCAAGACGAAGCAGACCAAAGUAGACCAAUCUACACUCUCUCUGUCUGCAGCCAUGUCCGCUCCGCCCUUUGGCAAGACGCGCUUCUGCGAUGAUGCCAAUAUUGCUCAAUCACGCUCAUACAUCAACACGUCCCUCUACGCUCGAGGUUUCGUACGCGAUGCCUCUGCCGCCCUCAAAUUCAAUUCAGCAGACGCGCCCACCGUCAUCAACUUGGUGUAUGACUUUCUCAAGCGUAGUGAGUGGGAAGAGUUACAGCGUGAACGACUCACAACACGCGUCAGGCAAGAUGCGGGAGAUUUGGAGUCUCUACGCCAACAAAAUGAUAAAUUAACCUCGCGUGUCGCACAGCUUGAACAAGCUGCUGGUGUUGCCAAGAACCAUUUGGCUGCUGCAAAGCAAGAGACGGCCGGUGCGAUAAGGGAGACGAAGUUGCAGAAGGAUCAGUUAUCACGCGUUUCACUGGCUCUGCAGCACAUCAAAACACAGAUGGCAAAUGACUUGCGCAAGCGGGAUCUACAAAUUGCACGGCUCAAGGAACAAUUUCUUGAUGGGGCCUUGUCGAGCACGAACCUACAAGGUAGUCGUCGUGGCGGUAAACUGACCGGUCUCAUGCGAAUCCACGGAUCCGGUAGUGUUAGGGCACAACCCAUGCAGCACGAUACGCGUGCUGCAUUACAGCUACAAGCUGAAUCAGAGCAGCAACUCACCACCAUGGUUCAAGAAGUCGCACAGGAGAAUGAUGCCCUAGCUGAAUUACUACAAGCGACUCUUGCAUCGCUUGAAAGUCUUGUCCCGCUUGAAGAGGCUGAAGAUGCUGCAGCGCCGCUUGUACGAUCGGUGGCACAAAGUAUCAUUAUGCUUGAAGCUCAGCUACAGGUUCGAUUGACUGCAUUGCGCAGUAUGCUGGAAAUGCCAAAUUACGUUCCACUCGAAGAAGUCGAGCGUAGAGAUAUUCGCAUUAGCGAGUUGUCUUUGCGACUGCAACAAAUUGAGACGGAAUGGUCAGCGGCACGGAGUGUUCUCAAGGGACUCACUGCAUCUGUGCUGUCUACCGGACAAGCAGCGAAACCCAACAACCCAGACGACAUCCUGAGUGACGGUGUGGAACAGCUGAGUAAAGUCGAUGCAGCCAUUGCAGCAAGUUCUAGCAUCUUGCAAGAAACACCACGCGCGAAAAUCAACACGGCACAACCAGCAACAUUGUUGCGAGCCAUGGCAAAGACACCGUUGGUGAUUGGUCAGGAGAAUGGUAAGAUGGGUACGAUGCGAGGUGCGUUGUCAACAGUCAAGGUGGAUGCAAGGUUGAUGGGCCUGGAUAUGCAGGUACCCUUGGUGGAUCAAGAUGCAACACCGAUUCGUGCACGAAAGGCAAGACGUAAUAGGCGGACGACGAUUGGUUUGUUGCGGCAAGAACAACUUGAUGAAGAACUCACACAAGUCCUUGGCCAAGCACAAUAGAUUCAACAGUAUAUUUAUGUAUAUGUACACAGUAAAGUCUGUAGAUAUCUCGAGAAACUCCGUACUGGUAGAAUGCGAACCAGAAAGAGCAAAACGCCCCUUAUGUGGCCGCCUCAGUAAGCAGAGUGAUUAAAGAGAAGCAACGUCAGUCUACGGCCCUUAUACAAGGGUCCAGCCAAGAGUCAAGCAGGCGAAACUAUCGUUUCCCCGGUCAAUCCCUUUCGAGAGACCAGGAUGACAGAAACACGAGGACUCAGAGGAAUCACUUGCGUGCCUCUCCUUGUGCGCAAUGAGAGAAGGAUGACUGGGUCCAGUAUGGAGAGCAGAUGUAUAAUGAUG